Chelonia mydas (Green sea turtle) is the source of this 4774-nucleotide messenger RNA. It is a transcript of the gene CBARP, whose product is annotated as CACN subunit beta associated regulatory protein. The transcript has 10 exons. NCBI's taxonomy places the organism in Eukaryota, Metazoa, Chordata, Testudines, Cheloniidae. Gene Ontology annotation, cellular component: plasma membrane; secretory granule. Gene Ontology annotation, biological process: negative regulation of calcium ion-dependent exocytosis; negative regulation of voltage-gated calcium channel activity. The coding region runs from base 231 to 2486 and encodes 751 amino acids. Gene Ontology annotation, molecular function: transmembrane transporter binding. The record is from RefSeq and is a predicted model, not a curated record.
GCGUGGGCUCGAGUCAGGCUCUCGGCUUGCAGCGGCUGGGUGGGCGGGUGAGCUCAUGGAGCCGCGUGGGGAGGGGACUCUUCAUUCCCCGGGGCUGGAGGCGAGGGGGAGCCGGUGUCUGCGCAGCAGCAACCUGCAGAGCAGAGGGGCUGGCGGCUUCCCUGCCGGGCAGAGGAUGAGCAAAGCCCCCGGCGGGCUGGAGCAGGAGGACUUUCCAGCUGGGACGGACCAUGAGCAAUGACUUGACUGCAUGGGACAACACGACCGAGAGCACAACAACAGUGCCCGGCGAGGUGAACACGCAAGAUGGGUAUGUGCUGCUCCUCGUGCUGCUCUCCAUCUUCAUCGGAGGGACCUUGGUCCUGCUGUCCGGGAUCCUGAUUAUCUGCCGCCGGUGCUGCGAGACGGACCGCAGGCACUCCAGAGCCAGUGAUGACCCUGAGAAAACCAACACCACGUACCUGGAUGACUCUCAGCCUCCGCAAGAGAUCACCAUCAAGGUGGACGACCCCGACUGCCUGUCGGCCUCCAGCUACCGGGAUGUGGAGACGGAGCGUUUCCUCUCGUCCAGCUCCUCCACCGGGCGCCGGGUCUCCUUCAACGAGGCCGCGCUCUUCGAGCAGAGCAAGAAGACCCAGGAGAAGGGGAGGAGGUACACGCUGACCGAGGGGGAUUUCCACCAUCUCAAGAACGCCCGGCUGACCCACCUCCACGUCCCGCCGCCCGCCCUGAGGAUCAUCACCAUCCACGAGUGCGAGUCGACCGAGAACAGCCUGGCCAUGUCGCCCCGCCUGCCCCCGGCCAAGCCCAGCCUCGCCAUCUUCCAGCCCCCGGGGGACACUCUGCCCCAGACCGCCCUGACCGCCCACGCCAUGUGCCCCAGUUCCGCCCUGCCUGGCGACACCUACAACUCCACCGUGGACACCAGCUUCGCCGAAGCCAGCCCAUCCAUCUCCUCCUCCUCUGGGGAGAGCCCUUCGUGUGAAGGGGCCGCCAGGAGUGGGACAGGCACCGGACCCGGGGAGCCCCCGCCACCCCCUGCCCAGGGCACCGUGCUGCAGUUCUUCACCCGCCUGCGGCGCCACGCCAGCCUCGAGGGCACCAGCCCCUAUUUCAGGAUCAAGAAGUGGAAGAUUGAGAGCAACCAGCGGGCAUCCAGCCUGGAAACCAGAGGCUCACCCAAGCGGCGUCAGUUCCAGAGGCAGCGGGCGGCGAGCGAGAGCAUGGAGCAGGAGGACAGAGACGCCCAUCAGACGGGCAUCAUCCAGUACAUUGCCCGGACAGACGACAUAGCCUUCCGCCCCCUGGCUGGGCCCUUCCUGCCAUCCCCCUCCAGCCCCCCACCCUCUCUCGGCAGGUUAGAGCCAGCAGAGGCGGGCGGGGGCAGCGUCCCCAAGGCGCCCAGCACGGAGCAGCAGACCAUCUACCACGACAUCUGGAGCCUGCGGGCCUCCCUGGAGCAGUGCGCCUCGUCCGAGCAGAGCAACGACCGGGACUCCGUGCGCAGCGACGGGGGCGACAGCGUCUGCUCGGCCGGGGGUGGCAUCCCCAGCUUCCCCUCUUCCCUGGAGGAAGCCGAGGGCCUGGACGAGUGGCCGUGGGCCCGGCCCAGGCAGGAGAGCGCGGAAGCAGAGCCGGGCACACGCAAGCUGCUGCAGAUGGACAGUGGCUACGCCUCCAUUGAGGCGCCGAGCCGGGCGGGUGAGGACGGGCAUCCCAAGGGCCAGACGGCCUCGGAGAAGCGCAUCUGUUUCACCAGCGCUGGACGCAAGGGCACCAUCUUCGAGAGCUUCGAGGGGCACGAGCCCGAGGAAGAGGAGGAGGAAGAGGGGGCGGUGGGGGGGCCGCUGCCCCACAGCCCCCUGGCCCGGUCCCCCUAUGGGCAGAUCUUCCUAGCCCGGGAUGCGCCGCCCCGGCGGGACUACAGCAUCGACGAGAAGACAGACGCCCUCUUCAACGCCUUCGUCCGUCACGACCCGCGGUUCGACGACUCGCCCCUGCGUGCCAAGCACCGCUCCCGCGCCCACCUGCGCAAGCAAUGGCAACGCUCCAAGCAGUACAGCGACCCUGGCGUGCGCUACCCCCCUGCCCUGGAGCGCCACCGGACCCCGCUGCGCCGGGGAGACAGCCUCAGCUACCCUCCGGACAGCCGCUACCACGGCCCCCUGCCCCGCAUCGUCAGCACCGAGGCGGCGGGCGAGGCCGGGGACGGCUCUGCCGUGCCCGACGCCGACGCCAAGAUCCAGGUGAUCGAGGAGGAGCCGUGCGAACUGGCUGGCGACCUCAAGCUGGCUUCCGAUCCCUACGACGAAGGCUGCCCUGGCAAUGGCCAGGGCCCAAACUGUGGCCCCCCACCCCUAGGGGCUGAGCUGAUGGACAAGAUCAUGGGGGGGCUCGAGGACAGGCUGUACGGGCACUUGAGAAAAUCGAGAGAGAGUCCGGAGUGUCUGGUGGCCGUGGCCUCUCCCGACCACAGCCCCGUCUAGGGGGCGGGAGAGCAGACCGAGCUCACUCAUCCACUGAGUCAGGCUUCAGGGCUUCAACCCCUUCCACAGCUGGCACUGCCACCACGUUCAGGGCAUUCGAACGGCGGCAGGGGGGUGUGGAUCUGCCCGGACAGACGUGCCCGGUUCGAGGGGAUCGGGCUCCGCCUGGACGUUCCCGUCACCUUGGAACGGUGCAGGGCAGAGGGCAGGCUCAGCCCGCCCUGUUUGAGUCUGGAGUGGGGGGUCUACUUGGAUGUACCCACUGCAUUCAAGGGCUUUGAGGGGCACAGAUCUGUACAGAGGUACCCGCCCAGGGGCGGGAUCCAGGGGGGCACAGAUCCACCCAGAUGUACCCGCCACAGGGUCCAGGGGGGCACAGAUCCUCCCAGACCCACCUGCAAUGUGGGUGGGUUCCAGGGGGCACAGAUCCACCCAGGCACACCUGUCACAAGGGCGGGGUCCUGGGGGGGAUCCCCAGUGAAGCAGCCCCUGCCCCCAUGCAGGCCUGGCAGCUGGAAGGGGUUGUUACAGAGGCGAGGAGUGUUUGCCAAAGCAGGCGACUCUUCCACGGCCAGGAGGUUGAUUUUAAGGGACUUGUACUAAUAACCCCCCAAACUCUUACCUCACGCCGUAGAGCUGUGUAGCACAUAUGACACCCCCCCCAGUCCUGGGGCAUGGCCCCCUCCCCUGCACACCCCACGCUCCCCACCCUCCUCUCUCUCUCUCUGAUUUUUUACAAGCAAUAACGUCUCUGUCCGGAAUCGUCCUCGCAAAGAAGGGAUCGGGGCUGGAUCCGCGGUGCUGGGAGUGGAGAUGGGCUAAGCCCCCCCGUCCCCGUCCCCCCCCGGAGCUGCCGGCCUUCCCCUCCUUUUGAUUUUGUCCACACUGAAGGAGGGGGAGGGCAGCUCCAAAAUUUCUCCCGGAUGGAGGCAUUGCUGGGGGCAGCAACGCAUUAAGGGGGUGGGGGAGGUUUGAGGCCUGGGAAAGCUGCUGCCCCCUUGUGCCAGUCACGUCCCUCUUCCCACCCUGGGGACAUCUCGACCCAGGGCAGGGCUCAUGGGCUCUUGGCUUGAAGCUCUGGUGCUGGGACCUACGGGACAGGGGGUACAUGGAGCAGCUAGAGAGGGGGCCCAGGAGAUGAUGGUCCAAAGGGGAGGAAGGAGCCGUGGGGUAGUUGGAUGGGAGGCCAGGUCCCAAGCAGAAUCAAGGGGCCAGCAGGAGAUGGUGGCAGGUGUCACUCACUUCCCUCCUGGGACUGAGACUGAACCAGGCCAGGGGCCGGACCGGGGGGGGGGAAGAGGGGGGACCGCACCAAAACCAGCGAGGAGCGAGGCUGAAGGAGGCUUGCUCUGCAGCUCUGCCCCCGGUACCCCCACACAGAGGGUAACCAGGGCCCCGGCUGGAAUGAGUGUCUGCCCCGGGCUGCGUCCCCUGGGUCGGGAAGUGGGGAGAAGCUGAGGCUUCCAACUGGACAGGCCCUUCAGCAACUGCUGCUAGAAAAAUCUCAUUCUCCAGGUGCCAAAUUGAGGGUGGGAUGGACACCCACACAGUGCCAUGGGGCGGGGGGGCGGCUCCUGGGACGGGCUGGAACUGGAGCCUAUCCCCAGGUAUCACUGUUUCCCGGGGGAGGUGGGGGGGGAGAAAUGCUUGCUCCCCAUCCCCCAAAAAACUAACUGGCUCCUCCUUUCUCCUUCCCUACAUUACUGGGCCCAAGUGGGAGAAGGGCCUGGAUCUAGCAUGCCUUGUGGGGGUGGUGGCAAGAUGGGGCAAAGGGGGAGUCCGAUCUCCUAACUCCCCUUCUCCCCCCAACAACUUUAUACCUGGAAAGCCAACACCCCCCCCUCCUGCUUCUCCUUGAACUGCUCUCCCCCCAAACCUGGCUCCCCCCAGUUCUCCCCCAGGGAGCAAAGCGAUGGGCUUUAUUUAUUAUUUAUUGAUUUUUAUAGAACUGGAUGGAUUUGCUGCUCCAUGGGGGGGCAGGUUCCGCUUUUUAUGGGGUUUUGUUCAUGUAUCAAAGGAUGAGAAGCAAAAAGCUUUGUUAUCCGAAAGACUCGGUCAGCGCAGGGGAGGGGGAGGGGCAGGGUGGGGUGUGGGGGAGGAGAUGCCAGCCACAUUCGUAUCCCGCCCCCUCCCCCAUUUUGGUGCUCUUGUCACCCCCGUUCCUGGCUGCGCUUCGACAUUUGCAUGUGAUCAAAGAGGCCGGGUCGUUCCUCUGCAGAGUCUGUCCAAAGCACUAACAUGAAACCACAACUCUGCCUUUUUCAACCUAUAAAGAAAGACCAAGUGUC